AUGGCGUCCCGAGGCGCUUCUUCAUCUGGGCGAGGGCAACGAGUAAAAAGACAAAAACCUGACCCACCCGGUUCUACGCUCUCCUCCCCUGACUCACUCGAGGCGUUGAGGCGUCGCUUCAGGAUAUCCGAGGCGGUGGAGUUUAUCGUUCCAGAGAAGAACGACCGAGCCGACAAGCCUCCCGAGAAUCACUUCACUCUGUACGAAGCGUUCUUCGAGCUCUGCUUUCUCUGGUUCCCAAUCCCUGGAAUCAUGCCGAGGGGACUGCGGCAUAUGAUCGGCAUUUUAGUUCGAAGCUUUGAGUGCGGGCUCGAUAUCGAGCUGAAUAACCUGCUGAACUUGCUGGAAAUCAGGAAAACUCCGAAGGGAGAUAGAUUUUAUAUUUCCAACAAGUCCAACCGCCGGAUUAUAGGCGGUUUUCCAAGCAAAGAUCAGUUUUGGACUGAACGCUUCUUCUACGUCUUGGUGAGCGAGGCGUCGGUCAGUGAGGAUUACGUUCAAAGAACCAAGACCACCUGGGGACCACUUGUUCGGAACAUUCUUCCCCUGAUUCCCGACGACCUCUUUAUUGUUCGAGACUCUCUUUCGGCUCGGAAGGUCAAUUGGAGGAAAAAUUUCACCCUCGAGAGAGUAGAAAAAGCCCGAGCUAUCCUCGCCGGAGUCCCUGUCAGUUCGUCAUCCUCCAGCUCUUCAAGAGAUACUCGAGAGAUGAUGGUGAUAAUCACUCUCAGAGAUAGGAAGAGGCGUGAAGAAGAAGAAGCUGCGAGACGAGCUGCCGAAGCGGCUCAAGCGCAGACCGAGGCCAUCCCUCAGCCCGAUCCGCCGAGCCGGGAAGGAGACGAAACGGUCCGAGCCACGGAGGCAAACACUGCCGAGGCGGCUGAGAAAGAUGCAGCGACCGAGGUGGAACCGGGCGAAAUUAUUCCCGAGGCGUCCAUGGAUGACUCAGCGGCGCGGAGUAAAACUCCUUCGAACUCCGCCAUUCUGGCCCUCCCGAAGUCAGCGAGGCCACUGACUUCGGUUGUACAGAAACAUGACGCCAGCCGAAAACGUUCGGCCGCUGACAAGGGGAAAGGCGUUGCUGUUCAAAAGGACGAGCCGUCCAAGAAGAGGCGGAAGCCGACGCCCAGAGACCCCGCUGCGCGCAAAUUGGUCGUCGACGACCCCAACGCCUCUGCCGUGAUGUUCGUGCGUGUUAAUAACGCGAACAUACGUCUUCCUCCUCCGGAGAAGCUGAGGAGGCCGAGGUCGUACGGCGCGAUGGCACAGCGCGAUACCAAGUUUGUAGUGGCCAUCAACGAGCUGAUGGCUGAAUAUAAGGCGGACCUGUCUAAGGUCGAACGCCGCUUGGACGAGACCGCGGCGACAAAGGGGAAGCUGGACGAAGCGAUGUCCAGAGUGUCGAGGCUGGAAGAGGAGAAGAUAGUUCUCCGCGCCGACGUUGACAAGGUCUCCGCCUCGGUGAUUUGCCUGGAGGAGGCUAGGAGAGCCAAAAGCGCCGAGGUGGCGUUGCUCAAAAGGCGUAUCGAGACCAAGGAUGUCCUGUUCGACACCAAGGUCAAGCGCGCGAAAAAGGAGGCGAGGCGAGAGCUGACUGCUAAGUUUCAGGAAUGCCUCGCUAAAGUGGAGGAGGGACUGGUCAAGCUCGAGAAGGCCAAAACCAACGAGAACGAGCUGGGGCAAAUCAAGGGCAACCUUGCGAUGAUCGCUGACCUGAAGAAACCGGACGCCCCAACGCUUGACGACGAGGAGGCGAAGCUGAAGAGCUGGGAGAGCGAGUACGUCGACGAUGAGGCGUACGAGCGUAUUGCCUCCGAGAUUCGAGGCGAGCUGCUUUUCUCUCCCGUAUCGCCGGACUCGGCAGACACCAGAAUUGGCAACGAGCUGCUCGAAGAGAUAGCGGCCAACCUGGGUGUCGUUGAUCCGACCGGAUCGAAUGCGGGGACACCGGCCCUCUCGAACCUCCUUGCCAAGCGCGAGACGCAGUCCGCGGCCUGA
This is a messenger RNA of Eutrema salsugineum, 1998 nucleotides long. RefSeq lists its product as uncharacterized. Bases 1 to 1998 code for a protein of 665 amino acids. The record is from RefSeq and is a predicted model, not a curated record. NCBI's taxonomy places the organism in Eukaryota, Viridiplantae, Streptophyta, Magnoliopsida, Brassicales, Brassicaceae. The transcript is spliced from 4 exons.